Messenger RNA from Saccostrea echinata, 2343 nucleotides. RefSeq lists its product as uncharacterized. The record is from RefSeq and is a predicted model, not a curated record. Lineage: Eukaryota; Metazoa; Mollusca; Bivalvia; Ostreida; Ostreidae. The transcript has 8 exons. The coding region runs from base 91 to 2343 and encodes 750 amino acids.
UUUUCAGCUCCCGUCUCUGAUAUAACUCUCCACCUUCGUCCUCAAUAUCAAUAUGGAACAGAUGAUUUCAUCAACUGUAGCGCAAAGACAAUGGAACCAUCAACAACUACUCUGUCCCUGGAAGUUUGUCAUUCUGAUUCUACUUUUAUUCCCAUCGAGAAAUAUAAUAUAUCCUCUGUUGUCUUCAAUGAGACUAGUCUGAAAAACGAAAAUUGUUCUCAGGAAAUGCUGCUUGGUCACCGUGUUCUCUUCAAUAAUCAAAUGAACGUCUCCUUGCGAUGUACAGUUCAUGGUUCUGAUAUGAACACACCAUUGUCUACAGAUUGUGAGAUUCCCGACAUUUCAACUGCAUUGGUGGUUGCUGUAAUGGAUACUUCGAGCCAUGUCAUUAUGAUACAAACAACGAUAGAAUUGUUGUGUCAUUUCAAUGUGAGCAGUUUUGAAUGGGAGGCUGUUCGGUUAGACUUUCAAAACGAAUCUUUAAUCUCUCAAACAAUCGUAAGCGUCACAAACAGCAGCAAAACCUCGAAUGAAAAUCGAAUAAAUGCGUCUUUGAGUGUAGAUUCGUAUUUCGUGAAUGUUUCCUUUGUCUUGGAUUUUGCAACUUCGAAGGAUGCUUGCUCUCUGUCCGGGAUGUACACAUGCUCCAUAGAUAUGGUAGACAAACACAUCGCUACAGAAAGCGCGAGCACAGUUUUGAACUUUUCAGCUCCCGUCUCUGAUAUAACUCUCCACCUUCGUCCUCAAUAUCAAUAUGGAACAGAUGAUUUCAUCAACUGUAGCGCAAAGACAAUGGAACCAUCAACAACUACUCUGUCCCUGGAAGUUUGUCAUUCUGAUUCUACUUUUAUUCCCAUCGAGAAAUAUAAUAUAUCCUCUGUUGUCUUCAAUGAGACUAGUCUGAAAAACGAAAAUUGUUCUCAGGAAAUGCUGCUUGGUCACCGUGUUCUCUUCAAUAAUCAAAUGAACGUCUCCUUGCGAUGUACAGUUCAUGGUUCUGAUAUGAACACACCAUUGUCUACAGAUUGUGAGAUUCCCGACAUUUCAACUGCAUUGGUGGUUGCUGUAAUGGAUACUUCGAGCCAUGUCAUUAUGAUACAAACAACGAUAGAAUUGUUGUGUCAUUUCAAUGUGAGCAGUUUUGAAUGGGAGGCUGUUCGGUUAGACUUUCAAAACGAAUCUUUAAUCUCUCAAACAAUCGUAAGCGUCACAAACAGCAGCAAAACCUCGAAUGAAAAUCGAAUAAAUGCGUCUUUGAGUGUAGAUUCGUAUUUCGUGAAUGUUUCCUUUGUCUUGGAUUUUGCAACUUCGAAGGAUGCUUGCUCUCUGUCCGGGAUGUACACAUGCUCCAUAGAUAUGGUAGACAAACACAUCGCUACAGAAAGCGCGAGCACAGUUUUGAACUUUUCAGCUCCCGUCUCUGAUAUAACUCUCCACCUUCGUCCUCAAUAUCAAUAUGGAACAGAUGAUUUCAUCAACUGUAGCGCAAAGACAAUGGAACCAUCAACAACUACUCUGUCCCUGGAAGUUUGUCAUUCUGAUUCUACUUUUAUUCCCAUCGAGAAAUAUAAUAUAUCCUCUGUUGUCUUCAAUGAGACUAGUCUGAAAAACGAAAAUUGUUCUCAGGAAAUGCUGCUUGGUCACCGUGUUCUCUUCAAUAAUCAAAUGAACGUCUCCUUGCGAUGUACAGUUCAUGGUUCUGAUAUGAACACACCAUUGUCUACAGAUUGUGAGAUUCCCGACAUUUCAACUGCAUUGGUGGUUGCUGUAAUGGAUACUUCGAGCCAUGUCAUUAUGAUACAAACAACGAUAGAAUUGUUGUGUCAUUUCAAUGUGAGCAGUUUUGAAUGGGAGGCUGUUCGGUUAGACUUUCAAAACGAAUCUUUAAUCUCUCAAACAAUCGUAAGCGUCACAAACAGCAGCAAAACCUCGAAUGAAAAUCGAAUAAAUGCGUCUUUGAGUGUAGAUUCGUAUUUCGUGAAUGUUUCCUUUGUCUUGGAUUUUGCAACUUCGAAGGAUGCUUGCUCUCUGUCCGGGAUGUACACAUGCUCCAUAGAUAUGGUAGACAAACACAUCGCUACAGAAAGCGCGAGCACAGUUUUGAACUUUUCAGCUCCCGUCUCUGAUAUAACUCUCCACCUUCGUCCUCAAUAUCAAUAUGGAACAGAUGAUUUCAUCAACUGUAGCGCAAAGACAAUGGAACCAUCAACAACUUCUCUGUCCCUGGAAGUUUGUCAUUCUGAUUCUACUUUUACUCCGAUUCAGGAUUUUCUGAAAACAUCUGCUUUUAAUGAGACUAGUCUGAAAAACGAAAAUUAUGUAGAUUUUACAAUUCCGACUUAA